Molecule: messenger RNA, 936 nt
Organism: Priapulus caudatus
Lineage: Eukaryota; Metazoa; Priapulida; Priapulimorpha; Priapulimorphida; Priapulidae
Product: putative glycine-rich cell wall structural protein 1
Exons: 4
Source: RefSeq, a predicted model, not a curated record
GAGGAGGAGGAGAAGGCGGUGGGGGCGGUGGCAGCAGAGAGGAGGGUGGCUCGUGGAGACAGAAGAGUGAGGGAGAGCGGCAGGGUGAUCCUCCCAGGGACGCACGCGGAGGAGGAGGAGGGGGAGGAGGAGGAGGAGGCGGUCGCUCAGAUGACUACGGUAGAGGUUACAGAGACGAUGACAAGAGAAGGGGAGAACCUUACUACAGGAGGGAAGCUGACAGCAGGAGGGACGACUACAGAGGAGGAGGAGGAGGAGGAGGAGGAGGAGGAGGCCGUGGCAGGGAUUUCAGAGACCAGCGAGACGGCAACAGAGACUACAGAGAGGGAAGCAGGGAUUACAGGGGCGCGCGCGAUGGCGGCGGCGGCGGCGGCGGCGGCGGCGGCGGCGGCGGCAGAGACUACAGGGAAUCGAGGGAGUCUUCCUACCGCGACUACCGCGAAAAUGUGAACCGCGACUACAGGGACUCGGGAACCCAGCGCCAGCGCGACAGAGACCAGCGCGAGACCUACAGGGACGCGCGGGAGGGCGGCGGCAGCGGCGGAGGCGGAGGAGGCGGAGGCGGUUACAGGGACGAGAGAGACUACCAGGCACGUGGCGCGGGAGAGAGGAGGGGAGGAGAGCGAGAGCCCCCGAGAGCGGAGGAGGCACAGCCCGUGGAUAUGCACUCUCAGAACAAGUUCGAAAGUCUGAACGGCCUGGAGAAUGAGUAAACGUCUGACUCGGCAGCAGAAACAACACCACCAUCAUCACCAGUAGCAGCCAGCAGCAUUGUAGCAGCCACCACCAUCAUCACCAGCAGCCUCAGCGCAGAGCGCAACCACCACCAUCAUCACCAGUAGUAGCAGCAGCAGCAUCACCACCAUCAUCACCAGUAGCAGCAGCAGCAUCACCACGAUCGUAAUCGGUAGCAGCAGCAGCAGCAGCACCAUCACC